Messenger RNA from Strongylocentrotus purpuratus (purple sea urchin), 400 nucleotides. RefSeq lists its product as uncharacterized. The transcript is spliced from 2 exons. The coding region runs from base 29 to 346 and encodes 105 amino acids. Lineage: Eukaryota; Metazoa; Echinodermata; Echinoidea; Camarodonta; Strongylocentrotidae. The record is from RefSeq and is a predicted model, not a curated record.
UGCAAGUGUUUCAGAGGCGUCAACCGCGAUGGGAUCGAUGAGUUUGAACGUCUUUACUGAUAACGUUUUUAACCCGGAAGAUGCAGAGAAGGUGACGAACGAACAUAUCAAGAACUUGUCAAAACUACUUGGUAUAAAUCAUUUCGACCCGAUUUGCGAAGCCUUUAACUUUGAUCGCAACAUUUCUCUGAACCUCCUAGACUCGAAUGAUUCCAAUUACAAUGCAACCUACGAGCAACUACUGAGCGGGUGGAAAUCGGGGAAGAAACUGAACGACCUGGACGAGUUACUGAAGGAAUCAGGAAUAAGAUUAACAUCGUCUUACAAAAAAAACAAUCAACAGUAAAAUCAAUAAAUGACUGCUUUAUUUAAAUUCAUUCAUGAAUUUACUUGACAAACG